ACUGAUAAAUCUUCGCUUGUGUUUUUUAGACGAUUGUUUAAUAAAAAUUUCUAGCUUUGCUUUUCCGUUCGAAGUGAUGAAAUGAAUAAUAUAAGCAAAUUAGCAGCGUUGAAGGGGACAGAGAGAGAGAGAGUAUGUUUCUGAAAAAAACAAAAAGAAAGAGAGAGUUAGAAAGAUAGGCCGUAAGUGGUGGUCAGAACAUGGCGAGAGAUAUCGAUGACCUGCCAAAAAACCUAGCCAACUACACUGCGUUGACGCCACUCUGGUUCCUCGACCGAGCAGCCACGAUUCACCCAACCAGAUCAUCGCUUCUGCACGGAUCCUUCCGCUACACUUGGCUCCAGACGUACAAGCGGUGCCGCCAAUUGGCUUCCGCCCUAACCAAGCAUUCCGUCGGCAUCGGUAGCACUGUGGCAAUAAUAGCACCAAAUGUCCCUGCUAUGUACGAAGCACACUUUGGAGUUCCAAUGGCUGGAGCUGUGGUUAAUUGUGUCAAUAUACGUCUGAAUUCACCAACUGUAGCUUUUCUUCUAGGCCAUUCAAAAUCUGAAGUUGUGAUGGUGGACCAAGAGUUCUUUUCACUGGCAGAGGAAGCUUUGAAAAUAUUGGCAGAAAGUGGAAAUUCUUUCAAGCCUUCACUUUUGAUUGUCAUAGCUGAUAAAAGCUGUGAUCCUGGGGCUCUGAAACAUGCUGUGGGAAAAGGGGCCAUUGAAUAUGAGAACUUCCUUGAAAGUGGUGACCCUGAUUUUGCUUGGAAACCACCAGAGGAUGAGUGGCAAAGUAUUGCUCUAGGUUAUACGUCUGGAACAACGGCCAGCCCUAAAGGUGUGGUGCUGAGCCACCGAGGAGCCUAUCUAAUGUCCUUGAGUAAUCCUCUAAAUUGGGGGAUGAAUGAAGGGGCUGUAUACUUGUGGACUCUACCGAUGUUCCAUUGCAAUGGUUGGUGUUUCACUUGGGCUCUUGCAGCUCUUUGUGGGACAAACAUAUGCCUUCGACAGGUUACAGCCAGCGCUGUCUAUUCUGCUAUAGCAAAUAAUGGUGUCAGUCACUUCUGUGCUGCACCUGUUGUACUCAAUACCAUAGUGAAUGCUCCUAAGGAGGAGACUAUCUUACCUCUACCCCGUGUUGUACAUGUAAUGACUGCUGGUGCUGCCCCACCCCCUUCAAUACUCUUUGCAAUGUCAGAAAAAGGUUUCCGUGUAACACAUACUUAUGGUCUCUCAGAAACGUAUGGCCCUUCCACCGUGUGUGCAUGGAAGCCUGAGUGGGAUACCGAGCCUCCCAUAAUCCAAGCCCGUCUAAAUGCACGCCAGGGCGUUCGAUACAUUGGCUUGGAAGGCCUAGAUGUUGUUGACCCUAAAACUAUGAAACCUGUCCCUGCAGAUGGAACCACCAUGGGAGAAAUAGUGAUGAGGGGCAAUGUUGUGAUGAAGGGCUACUUGAAGAAUCCAAAAGCCAAUGAAGAAGCUUUUGCAAAUGGGUGGUUUCAUUCUGGAGAUCUUGCUGUGAAGCAUCCAGACAGCUAUAUAGAGAUUAAGGACAGAUCAAAGGACAUUAUCAUCUCUGGAGGAGAAAACAUAAGUAGCCUGGAGGUAGAAAAUAUACUGUACACACAUCCAGCAGUAUAUGAGGUGUCGGUUGUGGCUAGGCCAGAUCAGCAGUGGGGGGAGUCCCCUUGUGCUUUUGUGACAUUGAAGCCAGAAGUUGACAAAACGAAUGAAGGACGUUUGAUUGAAGAUAUAAUAAAGUUUUCCCGGUCGAAGAUGCCUGCUUACUGGGUCCCAAAGUCCGUAGUGUUUGGACCAUUGCCAAAGACAGCCACUGGGAAGAUUCAGAAGCACUUGCUGAGGGCCAAGGCAAAAGAGAUGGGCCCUCUCAAGAAAAGCAAGCUGUAAUUAUAUUCUGAAUUUAAAAUGAAUAAGUCAUGUUCAUCUUUGCCACCAAGAUUCUGCAAUCAACUCCCUUGUAAUUUCUUCACUGAGCGUAUACCUAUUGCAUGAUCAGUGCUUUAGAGGUAGGAUUUAAGUGCAGGACUAAUGGGGCUACAGAUACAAUAGUGUCCAUGUCUAAAGGAGUAGCUUGAUUUGAAUAAAGUCACCUUCAUUAUCUGUA
This is a messenger RNA of Manihot esculenta (cassava), 2112 nucleotides long. Its product is annotated as acetate--CoA ligase CCL3. NCBI's taxonomy places the organism in Eukaryota, Viridiplantae, Streptophyta, Magnoliopsida, Malpighiales, Euphorbiaceae. The transcript has 3 exons. Bases 201 to 1895 code for a protein of 564 amino acids. The record is from RefSeq and is a predicted model, not a curated record.